Molecule: messenger RNA, 2180 nt
Organism: Leptidea sinapis
Lineage: Eukaryota; Metazoa; Arthropoda; Insecta; Lepidoptera; Pieridae
Gene: Noc2
Product: nucleolar complex protein 2 homolog
Exons: 6
Coding region: 135-2159 (674 amino acids)
Biological process (GO): ribosomal large subunit biogenesis; negative regulation of transcription by RNA polymerase II
Cellular component (GO): Noc1p-Noc2p complex; nucleolus; Noc2p-Noc3p complex
Molecular function (GO): transcription corepressor activity; histone binding
Source: RefSeq, a predicted model, not a curated record
UCAAAAGCUUUAAUGUCAAAUCCACGUGGGGCUAUUAAAAUUAAAAUCUAUAAAUAUUAAUUAAAAGAUAAUAAGUUAUUACUAUCGAAUAAGCUGUUUAUUUUAGACCUAAUCGAGUAUAUAUUACGCAAACAAUGUCUUCGUCAAAUGAGUCAGGUAUCGAUUCAGAGGAAGAGCUAAACCCAGAAAAGCACAAAAAGUCAUUAGAAAAACUAAAGAAAAUUGACCCAGAUUUUUAUAAUUUUCUGGAAGAAAAUGAUGAAAAUCUUUUGAAUUUUGAUGUGGCUUCUGAUGACGAUAAUUUGUCAGAAAAAGAGGAUGAUGACGAAGAUGAUAAGAUUCAUCAACCUAGUGAGCUCAAAGGUGAUAGUGAUGAGAGUGACUUUGAGGAUGUGGAUGCAAAACCAGUUAAAGGAAAAGUGACUCUGAAAAUGGUAUCUCAAUGGCAGUCUAAACUGCAGACGGAAGGUGCCGUGAAGCGAAGCACAUUAGUUACAGUUAUAAAGAUGUUUAAUGCUGCUAUGGUAAGAGCUACCAGUGAUGAUGGAGCUUCAGCUGGAGAAUAUAAAGUAGAAGGUUCAUCUGUUUUCAAUGCAGUUAUUCAGAUGUGUGUAUUAUAUCUGCCACCUGCACUUAAGAAAUACUUAGGCCUUGAGCAAUCUGGAAAAGACCCACAAAAGUGCAAGAACUUUGGAAAAAUCAAGGGAUCACUAAUAGCAUAUCUGAAAGAUCUAUUAAAACUUCUAAGUGGUGUCACAUCAGAUAAUAUAUUGACAGUGCUACUGAAGCACUUACACCAGAUGUCAUUGUACAUUGCCUGUUUUAGUAGAAUAUCUAAACUAGCGUUAAAAAAACUUUUAUCACAUUGGUCGAGAGGGGAAGAAACAGUAAGAGUGCUUGCAUUUUUAAGUAUUCUCAGAAUUACAAGAAACCAACAAACAACUUUGCUUGAUAUGGUUUUGAAAGCUAUGUACUUGACAUAUGUGAAGAACUGCAAGUUUGUGAGCCCAACCAGUUGGCCAGGAAUAAACUUCAUGAGGAGAUCUCUUGUGGAAAUGUUUGCUUUGGACCUUAAUGUUUCAUAUCAACAUGUUUUUCUGUAUAUAAGACAAUUGGCUAUACAUUUAAGGAAUGCAAUUGUGGUGCAAAAGAUAGAGAACCGCCAAGCGGUUUACAAUUGGCAGUUUGUUAAUUCGUUGCAUCUGUGGGCCGAUCUGAUUUCAGCUACUUCAAACAAAACACAAUUGGAACCGCUCCUGUAUCCAUUAGUGAUGGUUAUAACAAAUACAAUAAGAUUGGUGCCCACACAUCAGUACUAUCCCCUACGAUUCCAUUGUGUUGAGAUCCUAAUUAAUUUAUCAAAGGAUACAGAUAAUUUUAUUCCAGUUCUACCGUAUUUGACAGAGGUUUUAUCUACAUAUGAUUUCAACAAAAAACACAAGAAAGUGUCCAUGAAACCGCUGGAUUUUUCUUGCAUUCUACGCCUCGCCAAGUCUCAACUAUCAGAGAAUGGCUUCAAGGAUUCAGUUAUUGAGCGAGUGUAUGCAUUGCUAUUGGAAUACUCUACGAAUGAGUCACACAGAAUUGCAUUCCCAGAUCUAAUGCUUCUUGCAACUUUACAAAUUAAACAAUUCUUGAAAUCUUGUUCAGUUGCAAAUUAUACAAAAAAGAUGAGACAGUUACUAGAAAAGAUUGAGGAAAAUUCAAAAUAUAUUGAGAGGGAAAGGUCUAAGAUUAGUUUCGCUUUGAGCGACGAGAAAAUGGUUGCAGCUUGGGAAGCUAGAAUUAAAGUUAAAGGCACACCAUUAAUAUCAUUUUUCGAAAACUGGAGCAAAAUAAAUAAAAUUCAAAAGAGAAAGAAAGUUUCAAAGAAUGACGAAAUGGCUGGAGAGUUACCGAUGAUUAAGAGACCAAAAAUAAUUGAAAGUGAAGAAAAGAUACAAGAAGAAAAGAAAGGACCUUUAGUCCUAUUUCCGUCAGACAGUGAGGGAGAGGAAACUAAAUUAGAACUUGAGGAAGAGCCCCAAAAACCGAAAGCCAAGAAACUUAAAUCUAAAAUAAAAAAGAAUAAGAAAUUGAAGAAACCAAUUAUUGAAACAGCAGACGAUGUUCCAGAUAAGGAUGAUGUUGUGCAAGAGUUUAGUGUGAAGGAUUGGUAAUAAAAUGGAUAUCAUUUCAAA